Messenger RNA from Hyposmocoma kahamanoa, 9533 nucleotides. RefSeq names its product DNA N6-methyl adenine demethylase (gene Tet). Gene Ontology annotation, cellular component: nucleus. Gene Ontology annotation, biological process: oxidative demethylation; positive regulation of transcription by RNA polymerase II. Gene Ontology annotation, molecular function: zinc ion binding; DNA binding; DNA 5-methylcytosine dioxygenase activity. The transcript is spliced from 12 exons. The coding region runs from base 964 to 8220 and encodes 2418 amino acids. The record is from RefSeq and is a predicted model, not a curated record. NCBI's taxonomy places the organism in Eukaryota, Metazoa, Arthropoda, Insecta, Lepidoptera, Cosmopterigidae.
CCGCCACCCGCCGCCGCCGCUUCACGCGCGCGCCGUAUAUUCACGCGACGCGACACGCGCGCACUACUGACGCGAUCGUGAACUCCGAUUCCCUUUUUGUUUAUUUUUCGCGUGCGUCCUUCGAACCGUUUUGUGUUUUCGAGGCAGCGAGACGAAGAAAAAAGAGGCGCGGAUGGAUCGAGCUACCGGAGAAGAUUGGUGCAGGCCGCACGGAUAACACCUGCCAGUGCCACAGAUUAACAUCCGCGCCCCUGCACCGCGACAAUAGCAUAAAAAAACAACCAAAAUCCAAGAAAUCAACAACCAAAGCCUCCAGUCAUAUCUUUCGUUUCGAAAAAUCUAAAUAUAAGCACUAUUUUUUUAACCUUUUAACGAUAAAAUAAUCGUAAAUAGUAUACGGUAACUCCCAAACAGUACAAAUUAAUUUAAGUCUGAAGUGAUCGGUAUUUACAAUAAAGAGAAGCCUUCGACAAGCGAAAGAAGAAAUCUAUCAACGACCAGUAUUUAAACGUUCCAAAAUAAUAGAAAUCGUUAAACGAGUGCACAAAAUAUUUUAUCGACCGUUAACAAUUUAUGACGAACCAUUUCCUCGUGCAUUUUGUAAAAAAAAAUCAGCCAAAGAUUUUUUAUAAAGCCCGUAGCUAUUUAAGACUCGUAAGUUAACUGCCUCUUAAUUAAGGAUUUUUUACAUUACUUAUUUGUUAGUGAUCAAACGAAGUUAUUGUGAUUAGUGUAGUGUAAACCAGUGUGCCGUAUAACCGUAACUUAAGUGCUAUAGUAGAUACCGCGGACUAAAACAAAUUUAAACCGGGAUUUAGAGUACAAAUUGAUAAGUUCCAGUGCAGUUCCGAGUGUUCAGUACAACAUAGACUUAGUAGAGCUUAUUUUUGUAUAAGAGGAUAUAAAAGAAAGAGAGACGAGAACAAAAAGGGACACGAUGAGACUGCGUCGGAUGAAGAAGUCAUGAGCGAAGCGCUCAGGGGUCAAGAGGGUGCGGACAGCGCGCACCUACCGCCGUUCGCGACCUUCAGCGACAUGGCGGAGAACGAGCAGAGAAUCCUCACAACGGACACCAGGCUACUGGAUCCAGCCUGGGAAUACUAUGAGAGAACCGGCGACACUGUAUCAGUGAUCGCCAGUCAGCCGCAAUACAGGCCGUGGGAAUCCAUGCCUCUAACGGUCAACUCCAAAGAUGCUAUCCUCCGAGCCGGCUUUUCUUCACCUUUGGAGUACCAUCCGGUGACUCUUCAGCCGAUACCGAACAAGCUACCAUCAUUCCAAAGCCAAUUCCAAACAUUUCCGGAGACUACAGUCAUUCCCGAGACAGGGUUGCCGAGCGUAACUCCUGUGCCCGUCACCGCGAGCCCGGCGCCUAGCGCGAGCCCUAGUCAGUUAACACAGCUCACGCAACUUACCACUCCUUCGUCACCACACUUGACAACCCUAACACAAGUAACACCACUAUCGACAACUUUGACGACCCUAUCACCUGUCAACGCUACUACAUUCCAUACACUAACAGCUGUAAAUGCCAGAAGCUAUCCUAUAGUGCCAGCGCCAUUGCAAGCGCGAGAAUUGACUCCCGCCGGUCAGACGUACAUUGACGACAGACACAUACAACUGUAUCAACCAAACAUUGCCACAAUAAAUGCUUUUCCCGCACAAAAUGGAAUCUUACAUCAAAACGGAACACUGCUCCAUCAAAAUGGAAGUAUUAUACAGAACAUCCAAAACCCAACAGUCGUACAUGUACUGAAAAACGAGCCGUUUGAUAUCAAAAGUCUACAGGACAAGUAUACUCCAAACGGACUUCAUCAUACUGAUUUCCAGAACCCAAUGUUGAUAGACAACGGGUACGAAAAGAAAACAAACGGUUUUGGCAGCGCGUCAUCGCCAACGAGAUCAGAUUUUAGAAAGAAAGAGCGACGGAAAAUGCGGGCAAAUAGUUCAGAGUCAGAUGGGUCUAAUAUGGAAGUAGGGUCGGAAAGUAGUGGACAGGUGGCAGCGAUCUCGUCCACCGCUGGGUUCAAGUCUCCGAUGCACGGAGCACCGCCUAUGAACACCGGACCCAUGGACCUGGAUGACAUGUCAAGCGAAAAACAGACGAAAAAGAAACGCAAGCGCUGCGGCGAAUGUAUCGGAUGUCAGCGCAAAGACAACUGUGGCGACUGCGCACCCUGUCGUAACGACAAGUCGCAUCAAAUCUGCAAGCAGCGACGAUGUGAAAAGCUCACAGAGAAAAAGGUCUUACAAGACAUCAAGAGCUACCGCGGUCGCAAGCCACUCGGCGGUACAGCUAGUAUUCCUGGCACACCAGUCUCGAUCCCUGGUGUUCCCGGCCUGAGCCCCGGCGUCCCCGCGGCGGCGUCCCCAAGCCCCGCACCACAGGCCCCGGCGGCCCCGAGUCCGUCUCCAGCCACCACGCCAGCUAUGAAGCAGGAACAUCCCAGUCAGCCUAUGGCUCCAAUGCCGUUCUACGCCGGCGACCCAAAUCGGUUUACUACCACGUGGCAGACCGAUCCAUCUCAAGGUUGGCAAAACCAAUUCAUCCAGCAACUUCCAACACAAACAGGACAAACUACGCUGGACUAUCAAGGCAACCAUACAGCCUACGCCACAUCUCCGCAUUACCAACCAAACACCACGUACACCGUCCAGAACGUCGCUACAACCUUUGACGUCACCAAUAACACUUAUUACCAAGCCGGAAUACAGUCAGUUCCCACACAGAGGCCCCCGUCUAACCGCGGUGCCUACACCCCUGUUCCAAGCCCAAGGGCUCCCCAUUAUACCACUGAAUACCAACAACAAUACGCACAACAAGCACCCACUCCAGGAACAACCUCAGGAAACGACUCCAGACCGGCUUCUGCUGCGUCUUAUCAAAAUUCCGUUCCCACAUCAGCUGCACCAGUCUACACCGUCAACCAACAGAAUUACGAAAGAAACGAGUAUACAACUGAAAACUCAGAAGAAUACAAUGGAGAAAACAGCACAGGAGACGCAAACAAUGAAGGAGACAGACAGGAACAGAACACGCCGAAUGGACAGCAUUCGGGAAACGCCGAGCCUGGAUACCUGCAGGGGAGCAACGGUCCGCGAGCUUCACUAGAUUGUAGCGGGUAUUCGGGCAGCUAUUCAAGCGGACAGUACGCUGAUAAUAGCCAAGUCAACCAAAACGAUUGGCAGCAACGCCAGUGGCAGCACAACCAAAGACUUCAAAACCAACAGAUGCAAAAUCAGCAGAUCGAAAACCAGCAACAAAUUCAAAAUCAACAACAACAGAUGCAAAACCAGCAAAUCCAAAACCAGCGCCAACAAAUUCAAAAUCAACAACAAAUGCAAAAUCAGCAACAACAAAUUCAGAAUCAACAACAGCAAUUGCAAAACCAACAGCAGCAGCAGUUACAAAAUCAACAACUGCAAAACCAAAUACAAAACCACCAAAAUCAAAUGCAACAAAAUCAUCAAAUGCAGCAACAGAGGCAGGAGGAUUCUGAACAACAGAUGUUUUCACAAUCCGACAGGGUUAAUUUAAACUCGAGACUAAAGACGAUGAUAUUAAACAAGCAAAACCAUACGAGAGAUGGUACUAACACGCCACCAGACAAAGGGGAUCCGGGCGAAGGACCGCCUCGAGUGAUAGAUGACAGAAAAGGCGGAGUUUCUGUCAAUGAUGACAGGAAUACUACCGGUCAUUUUUUAUCGUAUAGCCACCAUCUCCGAGAUAAUUACCGCUUAGGCGAGCAGAUAUAUUCUGCCGCUGGUAAUUAUGCACAAACCGCUCAAGCUUACAGUUCGAGCGAUUUCGGAGGUGGUGGCCAUCACGUAUGGGAGGGAGGAACAAAUAUCCCGGGGAUUUAUGAUAAACACGCAUCAAAAAACGUAUCCAAAACUCCUCAAAAGUUACCAUCUUAUGCGGACGUUAUAGGUCAAUAUGGUGCCUACUCAAAUGUUUCAUAUGAAGCGCAAAAAUAUGCAGAGGUUUAUGGAAACGAUAGCUUAAGUUAUACUCAAGACAGUAAAGAUUUUCAGUCGCGAAUGCUUAUUGGACCAGUCUCGGAAAUUAAUCAACAAAAUUGUGCGCCAGCGCGGGAUACAAGCGCACAAACUAGGAAUUACGAUCGGGAGGCUUAUGAUGCAAAAUUUAGGCAUCCGUCAGCACCUUUGAUACCAAAAUUGGAAAUGCCUGAGACUUAUCAAUACCCCAAAGAUGACGUAUCAUUGAAAAAUGAUUCGAAGAGAAUAGCCAUUCAGCAUCAGUGUACCAAACAAAAUGAAGUGCCUAUGAACUCAUUUAGGGAAUACCCGAAUGGGGUAGUGGCUAGAUCUCAACAAAAUACAGUUUUGCCACCGAUAUCAACUAUAAAACAGGAGAAUUUUAGCCAGAAACCUCAAGCUUUCCAGAAUUUUCAGCAAUUCGGUUUUGAGCAAAGACAAGAACCAACUCGAGAAACCUACGCUCAAAUACCUAGAAUGCAAGAAAAUACGGUCUUUCAAAGAUACAACAGGAACUUUACAGAUCCAGCCUUAAAGAAAGAAUCACAAAAUAGAAGAAAUCCCGAGCAAGUGUCACUCGUUGAUCCAAAACCACCUUACUAUAUUGAACAAAUAAAGUCUGAACAUUCUCCACCUGGGCAUAAAAUAUACAAAAACAUAAACUACGGCAUACAGAAGAACGAGCCGUAUUUAUUCUCAGGAGAAGGUGGGCCAGUGACCAUUACAAAUGAAGUUGGAUAUGCUUGCUGCCGCCAGGGUUCCACUAAAAAGCCGCCACCUGAGCAUUUGCGAGACGGGGCAUGUCCAGGGCUGCAAACCAAAGAUGAAGUUCUAGAUGAUGACCCAGAUUCAACAGAGAAGGAUUCUAAAAAUCAGAAACCUCAAACCCCAGAUCCGAAUUUAACCAGACUUCCAACCGAAAAUCAUUUUAAUUACUCCAAAGAAUAUUUGGAAAAUUUAGAGCGACUACGAAAUAAUUCAAGAACUGAAGUGCCCGAUUGCAACUGCUUUCCUGCCGAUAAGAACCCACCAGAACCUGGCAGCUAUUAUACUCAUUUAGGGGCAGCGUCAACUUUAGCAGAGCUAAGAAAAGAACUGGAAGCUCGCACUGGUCUUGCUGGCAAAGAAUUAAGAAUAGAAAAGGUCUGCUAUACUGGAAAAGAAGGCAAAACGGCUCAGGGCUGCCCUAUGGCUAAAUGGGUAAUAAGACGUUCAAAUUACACGGAAAAAGUCCUUGUGGUCGUAAAGUUCAGAAACGGCCAUAAAUGUGCAACAUCUUGGAUAGUAGUAUGUUUAGUCGCAUGGGAAGGCAUACCACAGUCUGAAGCUGACUUGGACUAUACCCUGUUGUCUCAUAAACUAAAUCGAUAUGGACUACCGACUACUAGGCGGUGUGCUACCAAUGAAAAUAGAACUUGUGCAUGCCAAGGACUUGAUCCAGAAACGUGUGGCGCCUCCUACAGUUUCGGCUGCUCCUGGUCCAUGUAUUACAAUGGAUGCAAAUACGCCCGUUCGAAAACUGUCCGCAAGUUCCGACUUUCGGUCAAAGCUGAGGAGAGUGAAAUCGAGGAGCGCUUUCACGUACUGGCUACUUUGCUAAGCCCGUUGUAUAUGAAUCUUGCACCUAAGUCUUUUGAUAACCAAUGCCAGUUUGAAAAAGAAGCUUCAGACUGUCGUCUUGGUUUCAAGCCUGGAAGACCUUUUUCUGGUGUCACAGCAUGCAUAGACUUCUGUGCACACGCUCAUCGCGAUCUUCAUAAUAUGAAUAAUGGUUGCACGGCUGUAGUCACGUUGGCCAAACACCGUUCACUAUCCAAACCCACCGAUGAGCAACUUCACGUACUACCGCUAUACGUCCUCGACACGACAGACGAGUUUGGCUCCAAGGAAGGGCAGGAAGAAAAGAUCAAGAGUGGAGCGUUAGACGUCUUGGACAAGUAUUCCAUGGAGGUCAGAGUACGAUCGGUUCCUUUGCAACCAUGCAGACGCCAUGGAAAGAAACGCAAAGAUGAAGAAAGCUCCGAUUCAGCCAAUACUUCCACCAAUAGCAACGGUCAACAGCAAAGUCCUAACAAUAUUAAAAAGCCUCAACAAUGCUCCACACCAUCUCCGCGAACUCCACAACCAACCGAAACUAAAAGUAAUGCAAGUCCUAGAAGUCAAAACAGCGCGUCGCCAAGAGCGCUUACACCAGCUCUCAACCAAUCUAACCCGUCAGCAUUUAGUAACAAUCCACAUUACAAUUCCGCAUUCAUUAAUCCUAAUAUACAUAACCAAGGUUCUGGUCUUAUGAACCCAAAUUUAAGCAAUCCAGCUUUAAUAGACAUGGCAACAAUGAUAGACAAUUUCACUGAAGCACAAUUACAGAGCAACCAAAUAUCUAGCACGGUUCUAGAUUCUCCCUAUAAUUCUUAUGACCAAAGCUACAACUUACAUCAUCAGAAUAAUCUAUACAAUCCCAAUCACGUAACUCCAAUGAUUGAAGGGAAUUGCCAGAAUCCAAAUCCUAAUCCAAACCAGUUGCCGAGUUUUGCCGCUGGGCUGCAAAAGAGAGAUCAACAAUUCCAUCAAAGCACCGAACAAAUACCUAAUCUUCCACAAAACCAAUGGCCAGAUUUCGGAAAUCCAGAAAUUUUUAAUAAUGUCGUUAAAGAGGAUCCAGACUCAACCACAGCUAAUCUGAAUGUUCCGCCUAAUAAUUAUAGUCCAGAUUCGAGUAAAAGUGAAACUAACUCCGAUCCAGCUACUCAAAAGAAUGUGACUGAAACUGAAAAACAAAAUCUUAUUGUCGGAGAUAUCAAUAAGCUUCCCGACUUUGACAUGCCCAGUUCUCCAAGACUAACGGAAAUUUCACAAAAACCACAAAAUACUCCGGAAUCUCCGGCGCCAUCACAGGCUCAAGAUUUAAAAUCACCAAAUAAUGAUAACAUGGCUUUGCCAGACGUCAGGAAAAGCAUAUGGAAAUCACCAGAAUCGAAAAGCUUGGAUCCAUUAAAACCGAAAGAUGCUACAACUCCAGAAAACGAAAGUGCUUUAUUUAGAGUUCCAAAAUCAAGACCACCAUCCCGUUCCCAACAUGGUAAUCCGCCAGAUUCCACUUUCUUGAAACCAUAUCCUCCGAUGGAAAAACCUCACUUAAGUCAAGGAUAUGAACAUAGAAGUCCUUAUGAUGCUAGAAUGGCAAACCAAGCUGCACCACCACAUUCAACUCCACAAACAAACUUUACAAUUAGCCAUGAAGACCCAAACCAAAAUGGACCGUUUCAAAAUAAGCCCGUGCCAGAAUUUACUGGUAACAACUUUCAGCCAGUUAACCAGAAUAGUUACGGAAAUCAAACUUCUAUACAAGGAUAUGGAAAUUACCCACAGAUGACAAAUGCGUAUCCAUUUUCACCGAAUCCUUAUGGACCUUUUAAUCCGUACGAAAAUUCUUACAACGAUUAUAAUAGCUUAGCGUAUUACAAUGCUGAAAAAUAUAAACGUGAAGAAUUAAUAAGAAACACGCAUUGCUACAAUUCCUACGGCUAUCAAUACAAUCCUAAUUUUGCACCCAGUUUUUAUCAAAACCCAGGGUCAAAUUGGUGCCAAUCGUCUCCUAAUUGGUGUUUGUAUCCACCGCCAUUUUCUAUCCCAUAUCCUCCAGAACCACCGAAAGCAGAACCUAUUGGCGAAGUAACUGAAUUCAGCGACAAUUUGGAGUGCUUCAAAGACACUCAGAUGGGUGGCGUGGCUAUAGCUUUGGGUCACGGAAGUGUACUAUUUGAAUGCGCAAAACAUGAAAUGCAUUCUACAACAGCGGUGAAAACUCCAAAUCGAGUAAAUCCGACAAGGAUCUCUUUAGUAUUUUAUCAACAUAGAAACCUAAAUCGCCCGAAGCAUGGCCUGGAAGAGUGGGAAGAAAAGAUGCGACUGAAAAAAUUGGGCCUUAAUCCUCCUACUCCGGGUACUCCAGGCCCAAAAUCAAAUUCUGUUUCUCCGGCAUCUACGCCUGGUCCUGAACAGAGGCAGACUCCAAAUGGAGAAAAAUGGAAGAAUAAAAAUGAGAUAACCAUACCGGGAGGCUAUAGUUCAUUGGCAGCGUUGGUGGAAGCAACGAACGUUGCUAGGAAAAAGGGUCAGUUAAUGUUAAGAACCGAUACGCAAACUACUAUGUCGUGGACGACUUUAUUUCCAAUGCACCCGUGCACUGUGACUGGACCUUACCAAGAGUCGGGCACCUGACACAAGCCUGGCCCGGCGACGGGGCACAAUUCUUCCAACGUGAAACGACGGAGUGACGUCCCUUCCCUAGCUAAGUAAGGUCUAAAUUGCCUUUCCAUUAGUAGGAUUUUCUAAGUAGAGCCACGUGCUUUCCGAAUUUUGUAGUUCCUGGAUUUAAUAUAAAUCGCAAAUUUUACCUGGCACAGGCUGGUCCAGUGAGUGCUGUUUCCCCGCGAUUAGUUUACAAGCAUUUAUCGGAAUUGAAUACCAUUUUAACGAAGUAUUUUUUUAAAGUAUACCGAGUGAGUUUUAAUCAAAGAUGUAAUAUUAAGUUCUAUUUUAAUAGUAUAUAUCGCAUUUCAACUAGUCUUACAUUACGUUUUAGUAUCGGUCGUGUAUUGUCCAUGUGACCGUAUGUUCGUGUAGAUUUUUUUGUAUAUUCUUGUCUUAUUUUUAGUUUACCGUUAACUUGACCAUUUGGAAGUUAGACUUAUGUUUACAAUCUGCUGUAUAAAAUAGUGUCGUUAUUUUUUGUCUGCAUAUUUUGUCGGUAUUUUCUAAUUAAGCGCAUAAUUAAAGUUUUAUGCGAUGCAUUGAUCUCAUAAACUACUAACCCUACAUUUUAUGUAACUCGUCAGAACAAAAGUACAAAACAUCACAAAAAGGUUGUACGGCACCGAGGAGUGGCGGACGCAUUUGGCAAUCGUGUUUAUUGAUAUUUUUGUACCUUUGUCUGUGUAUUAGUUGUUUUAUUUGUAUUUUUUAAUUUAAUUUACCAUUCCGGCGUUUCGGAUCGUUUGUUCUUGGCGUAUGUUUUGGAACCAUGAAAUCACAAGCGGCUCACGCCCGCGUUUUUACCACAAAGAUACGAGUGCUUUUAUAUUAGGUUAAGACGUGUGUAUUUUUAACUUUUUAGACUAUUUAACUUAUUUAUAUUGUAUUACGUGAACCAUUAUCGAAUCAUUUUCUUUGUAAUAAUUUAGUGUUACGGUAGACGUUAAUAUUUAAUAUAUUUUGCUUUGCAACUCGACAUUAAAUUAUUGCAGUUGUUUUGGGCAUAUUUCAUAGCGCCUUCUUUACUUUUGAAUCGAGUGCCUGUUUUUUUGGCUAAAUAUGAAAUAAAUCUUGUUUUGGACUUCUUUGAUCGAAGCGCACAUUUUGAACACUUCUAACUUAUAGCGACGAUAAAAUUUAGUUACAUACAAUAAAAGGAUGAAUAAUAAGAUACAUUAUUAUUAUUAAUGUUAAGAUUAAAUAUAUUUGCGAAACGGUAAACAAUUCAGGCGCUUGGAAAGAUUAUAAAGUAGGCAUAUUAUUGAAAAUGAAUUAAAACA